This is a messenger RNA of Carassius auratus (goldfish), 5263 nucleotides long. Its product is annotated as leucine-rich repeat and fibronectin type-III domain-containing protein 2-like. Gene Ontology annotation, cellular component: cell surface; postsynaptic density membrane. Gene Ontology annotation, molecular function: protein binding. The record is from RefSeq and is a predicted model, not a curated record. Lineage: Eukaryota; Metazoa; Chordata; Actinopteri; Cypriniformes; Cyprinidae. The transcript has 6 exons. The coding region runs from base 1040 to 3382 and encodes 780 amino acids.
CGCAGUCAACCCAGAUCGACCAUUCCCUCCAAAGUCUAAUUAUGUAGCUUCGGUGAACGUACAGAUAAUGCGUAAAUCCGGACGCCUUGGCAUACGCCAUACGUCCGUCUGUGCAUUACCGUGAUCCCGAUAAGCUUCUCUGAGUUGUCCCUGCAACGCACCAUGUCCGUUCUGACUCGUUUGUGCCAUCUACAGAUUUGCACAGCUCUGGAGAGCUUUUGAUCACCGUGUACACGCGUUCGAUACAUGUUUUAUCUGACCUGCGCUCCUCGCGAACCAUUCUUUUUCUUUUUUAAAACUAGGCUCAAUCUAUUUCCUCGGGGUGCUCUGGAUAUCGCUUUAGUGUGCGAACGGAGUUGUCUGUACGUUACCGGAUUCACUACUAAACAAUGGAGAAACAGACAGCAACUGAAAUACGGGAAUAAACGGUUGACGUUGGGAGAGGAAUACACAAUUUAACGAGAGAUCUGGGAUAAUCGUCUGAUCUAGAAGUGCGUGUGGCCGUUUUCAGUUCAACUUGGUGGAAACUACACAAGGAUGGUGUGUUAGGACUCGGAUUCAGCAGCACAGGUCGGUGUGCAAAAGAAUACACCUUGCUCCGUUUCUCUUUUCUUUACAUGGCACAAGAAAAGAAGAUGUAUUGAAGCCGCAUAGGCUUUUAAAGCGCCUCCGUUUAGAAUUAAGUGGAAUCAAGGCGAAUGGAUACGUGUCCAGUGUUUAAGGUGAACAAGUGACCCAAUGAGGUGGAAUACUACUUUAGCGGAGUGCUGGAAGAGAAGUUACCUUGCCCCAGUUCUCCGAGAGCACAGGGAGAGACAGACAUCUCUGAUUGUUUGUUGCCAGUAGGGAGACGGGAAGGGUUUUCAAAGGCUGAGACAGUGGGCUUCUUCUUCAGAGCUUCUCAAUGAGGGCGUUACGAAAACAUUGGAAGAAAUAUUUUAAAGGUAUAAGCCUGCUGUGUGGGAGCGUUUGAAACCAAGGCUGGGAGAAGGAACCAUAUGGCACAAAACACAAUAUAGGUCCCUGCUUGUGAUUUAUCAUGGACAAAGUGCUCUGCAGCCUCCUUCUCCUGGGAUGUGCAGUGAUGAUGACCACCGCCUGCCCUAAAUAUUGUGUUUGUCAGAACCUGUCAGAGUCCUUGGGCACACUAUGCCCAUCCAAAGGUCUGCUUUUCGUGCCCCCUGAUAUUGACAGAAGAACCGUGGAGUUACGCCUGGGAGGAAACUACAUUAUCAAAAUUACACAGCAGGACUUCACUAACAUGACGGGCCUUGUGGACCUCACACUGUCACGAAACACCAUCAGCUUCAUCCAGCCCUUCUCCUUUGUGGAUCUUGAAACCUUGCGUUCGCUGCACCUGGACAGUAACCGGUUGACAGAGCUGGGCCCUGAUGCCCUGCGAGGCUUAGUGAACUUGCAACACCUCAUCCUAAACAACAACCAACUGACUCAUAUCUCCAAAGAAGCUUUCGAUGACCUGCUGCUCACCUUGGAGGACCUAGACCUCUCCUACAACAACCUGCGAGGCAUACCCUGGGAGGCCAUUCGGAAAAUGCUCAACCUACACCAGCUGAGUCUGGACCACAACCUCAUCAGCCACAUAGCUGAAGGCACUUUUACUGAUCUUGAAAAGCUGGCGAGGCUGGAUCUUACAUCAAACCGUCUCCAGAAGCUUCCGCCAGAUCCCAUCUUUGCUCGGUCACAGAGCACCAGUGUUGUUAGUACGCCGUUUGCCCCGGUCCUGUCUCUCAGCUUUGGCGGGAAUCCUCUUCACUGUAACUGUGAAAUUCUUUGGUUGCGCCGUUUAGAACGAGAGGACGAUAUGGAAACAUGCGCCUCCCCUCCUAGUCUGAAAGGUCGCUACUUCUGGUAUGUGAGAGAGGAAGAGUUUGUGUGUGAACCACCAUUAAUUACCCAACAUACCCAUAAGCUUUUGGUCCUGGAGGGACAGACGGCCAGUUUACGCUGCAAGGCAGUGGGUGACCCUAUGCCUCUCAUACACUGGGUUGCUCCAGAUGACCGACUAAUUAGUAACUCUUCCAGGGCUACAGUGUAUGAAAAUGGUACUUUAGACAUUAUGGUCACCACCUCUAAGGAUUAUGGGACAUUUACUUGCAUUGCUGCAAACGCUGCGGGAGAAUCAACAGCCUCAAUUGAGCUCUCCAUCAUCCAACUCCCCCACCUAAGCAAUGGAACUAACCGCACAGCUCAGCCAAAGUCCAGACUGUCUGACAUCACCAGCUCCACUAAAACUAGUAAAGGGGAGACCAAAGCUCAACCAGAACAGGUAGUGUCAGUGUCAGAGGUCACCGCGGUCUCUGCUCUGAUCAAGUGGACUGUAAACAAAGUGGCACCCAAAGUCAAAAUGUACCAGCUCCAAUACAACUGUUCGGAGGAUGAUGUCCUGAUUUAUAGGAUGAUUCCGGCGAUCAGCAAAUCCUUCUUGGUCAACAACCUGAUGCCAGGGAUGCAGUAUGACCUAUGCGUGUUGGCCAUCUGGGAAGACACCGCCACCACACUCACUGCGACGAACAUAGUGGGUUGUGUGCAGUUUGAGACACGUGACGAGUACCCCCGCUGCCAGUCACUGCGCAGUCAGUUUUUAGGAGGAACCAUGAUCUUGGUGAUUGGUGGAGUGAUCGUAGCCACUUUGUUGGUCUUUAUCGUCAUACUUAUGGUACGCUAUAAAGUAAACAGUGGAUUGCAGGUUGCAAAGUUGGUGACGGUGAGUAAUACCUACUCCCAGACAAAUGGGAGACAACAGGCUACACAGCGACUAAACAACGGUGCUCCUACACCGCAGGCUUCAAAGACUGUAGUGGUGAUGCGAGAUGAAGUGGUGGAGUUUAAGUGUGGCUCCUUGCAGAGUAGCAUCUCAUCCUCUUCAUCCUCCUCGGCUGACUCCCUUGGAAGUGAGAAAGUUGAGUCUUUCAACCGACAUGUGGAUUCUAGCACCUUGCCAAACAGGUGGAAGCAGUCGUCAUCUAAGGCACGGCCAAACCUGGAUAACCUGCUUGGGGCAUUUGCUUCUCUGGACUUAAGGGUUCCCGCAAGAGAUCCGGGAGGACCAUCUUCUUCAGGGACCAUGGCGAUGGGCAUGAGACCACCCACUGACAAGGAGCCUCUGCUAGGCCGGGGAGAUUCCACGCUUGGGAAGCUUGUAAUGCUGCCAUCAGAGAACAAGCCCAAGCGUAGCCACUCAUUUGACAUGGGUGACUUUGGUGCUUCACAGUGCCUUAGUUACCCACGACGCAUCAGCAACAUUUGGACUAAGAGGAGUCUCUCGGUCAAUGGUAUGCUCCUGCAGUGCGACGAGAGUGAGGGGGAAGGGGAUAAGCCAACGUUUGAUAGCUCUGAAUGGGUUAUGGAGAGUACAGUCUGACAGCGAUAAUGGAUUAGCUCUGCCAAAAAAAACAAAACAAAAAACAAACCAUUCUCUGAACUCGUCAUGUGAAAAAGACACAAACUUGCUGCAUCAUAUGACCUCAAGAAGGACUCAAAUGGCUGUAAUAAAAAGACACGUCAGCAGUGGCCAUGUCAGUGUAAUGCAUGAUUUUCCCAUGUCAAUAUUGUCCUUCUGUUCAUUUGAUCCAAAAGAAGUUCAAAGAUUUGUGUCCGAGCUAGGCGAGCAGCCGAGGCCAGGGCUGGCCCUGUUUAUUGAGAGCUGGAUGAAGGAUAUCUCCAGUUGCCUUCAAACAUUAAAGCAGAUAUGAAUAAAUACCAAGAACAAGGGAUACGGGGGUAUCUCAGAAAAGCAGGGGGAAUAAAAGAGAGAAUUUAUCCGACUGUGCACUGCAGUUUGCCAAGAGGAUUUUCUUCAGCUAAGUGGAUGUGCAUCACAAUGGACCAAACGUUCCCAUGAGACAGGACUACAUCAUUUAGAAGGUGAAAAAAAAAAAUGCAAAUGUAAUGAAUUUUUGUAGGUUAUUUUCUUUUGUUGUCGGUUUUACUCUUUUAAGUAAAUUCUAGUGUUGCCCCCCCUGCAUUUUUCCUGAACAACUGGAGAAUCCAGUACAGCCUGUCAUAGAUAUUUUACACUGAAGAGAAAUACAAAUCUAAAAUUCUGAAUGAUUUCUUUGCCAUAAUCAAAUCUGCAAAUUCAAUCUGCUAAUCGUCUAUGAUGUUUCUUGACAUUAUGUGCCUCUUUUUCAGUUUAUCAGUGCAUCUGUAACAUUUGUUUUUAGUUUCAGAGUUUUAAAGCUGACUGUCGUCUGAUCAGAUCACUGCAAUUUUAUACGGCACAGUAAAAGUCAGUCUGUUUGAGUUACAUAUUAUUUAUACAAAAAGAGAUAUUUACUACAUAUGAAAUACCCAACCAAUACUUUGCACACCCAACCAAGAACAGAAUAUGUUUGAUGUCCCUUUUGUCUACCCUUUUUAAAAAGUAAAAGUAAAAAAAAAAAAGUUUACAAAUGGUAUAUACAUAACAAUUUUUUAGACAUGGUACCACUGUAAUACAAUAGUAUUCUUCAAAGUACCAUGUUAUAUGACUAUGUGAAUAACUGAUUAAAUUAAAUUUCGCAAGUAUAUUCCAAGGGUAUGAUUAUACCCUUGGAACAUGCUUUCAAAAUAAUGUUUGAUUAUGAUUUCCUGAUUUUAAUGAUGGUAAUUGCCCUCUCAAUGAUCAUUUUCUAACACUUUAACUAUGUAUCCAUUCCCUCUUUAAGACUAGUUUGUUAGUGUUGGUGAUUUACUUUUGUACUUUCCACAACAAGCCCCUCAAGACUUAAGCCAGGAAUAUAGGUCAGAGUGUUAUGCUAGACAGUAUGUUUCAAAAGACAUUUAGGACAGGAUCUGGAUCACAGCUUUGUGUAGAAACCUUCAUUAGUGCCAAAUGGUAGUGGCAAGCUUAAUUUCUGGGGAAAAACUGAGCUCCUUUAUCAUCAUUGUGCCCUUGAGCGAUGGCACUUAACCUCAGGUUGCUCCAAGGGGACUCUCUUGGUAUUAGUGCAGUGCUAGUUGAUUUGGAAGAAAAGUGUUGGUUAUAUGAUUAUUAAACGACAAAAGAAAAUGUUAAAGACCUUGAUGAAGCAUGUAUAGUCAUUAUCUCAGAUUUCACAAUUUCAAAAUGUGGUGAUACUUUCUAUGAACAUAUCUAUAGUGCAUUUUUUAGUAUAUUUGCAGGCGUAAACAUUAAGGCUAUACAACUAAAUACUGUUACUGUCUUGCAUGGGGGAGGGGGGAUAGAGGCAGGCAAUUCGAAAUCAGAAUUGGAUUUUGUAAGGUCAGGUUUCUGUGACCUUUCCUUUAUCUUGUCCCUAAA